This is a messenger RNA of Exophiala bonariae, 1962 nucleotides long. RefSeq lists its product as uncharacterized. Gene Ontology annotation, molecular function: FAD binding; oxidoreductase activity. The transcript has a single exon. The record is from RefSeq and is a predicted model, not a curated record. The coding region runs from base 1 to 1962 and encodes 653 amino acids. Lineage: Eukaryota; Fungi; Ascomycota; Eurotiomycetes; Chaetothyriales; Herpotrichiellaceae.
AUGACCGACUCAACUCCACGUACCUAUCCUGUCGCCAUCGUUGGCGGCGGUCCAGUGGGUCUAGCAUCAUCAAUCCUGCUCUCCCUUUGCAAGAUCCCCCACAAACUCUUUGAAAGGUAUCCGUCGACAUCGAUACACCCCAAAGCAUGUGGGUACAAUCAUCGAACAGUUGAGAUCUUUCGCUUGCUGGGUAUCGAGAAGGAUGUCAUUGAACAGCGAGCCCCAAAAGCGCUGGACGGGCAUACCGCGUGGUAUACCAGCUUUGGGCCAAAUGGGCGGCAAAUUGUGCAGAGAGACGCUUGGGGUGGCGGCGAGUAUGCAGAUGAAUAUGCUACCGUGUCGCCUUGUGCCUACUCGAUCUUACCGCAGAUUAGACUCGAGCCGAUUUUGAAGAAGAGGGCACUGGAGCUUAAUCCGGAGGGGAUUUUCUACAAUGCCGAAGUGGUUGAAGUUGAAGAGGCCGAGAAGUUUGUCUCCAUUACAGUGAGAAGUAGUGAUGGCGGUGAAACGGUCUACCGAGCUGGCUACUGCAUCGCAGCCGAUGGAGGACGAGGCCUCACCGACAGUCUUGGAAUCGGCUGGGAAGGCGAACGAGAUAUCAUUGACAUGGUCUCGGCACACGUUCGCGCACCGCUUUCAUCCCACCACCCCGACACUCGGAAUUUCAUCACCUGGUUCGUGAAUCCGCGGUUGGGUGGAAGCAUCGGCACAGGCUAUCUGUACCAUCUCGGGCCUUAUCCUAUGAAGCCUGAGACGGAGGAAUGGCUCUUCGCAUGUGCGCUCAACCCGAGCGAUCCCAAGAGAUUCGAUGAGUCCGCAAUGCAGAUGCGCUUACUUGAUACACUGCAGAUUCCAAAUCUGAACGUCGAACUAAUCUCCACGAGCCACUGGUACGUGAACGCUCUUUGCGCAAAGCGGUAUCGAAGCAAGUUCGGCACGGGACGAGUCUUCCUCGCUGGCGACGCAGCGCACCGUAUCCCACCCUGGGGAGCCCUGGGGCUCAACACUGGUAUUCAAGAUGUACACAAUCUUGUCUGGAAGUUGAAUUUAGCCAUCAAGGGGAAGGUUUAUGACAGUCAGGGCUUCAAUCAUCUGCUGGACACAUAUGACACGGAACGUCGCCCGAUCGGCCAGCGCGUCCGUGACACUUCGUUGCACAACCUCCGGUCGCAUGCACUUGUCAUGGACACAGCAUUGGGACUAUCACCGACCAAUACCACAGAGGAGAACGUCAAAGCCAUGGAUUCGUUCUUCGACAAAACCGAUACUGGGGAGGGUGAAGCGCGCCGCAAGGCUGUGGACAAGGCGCAGAAAAUUCUUGAUGGGGAGUUUCAUGCCCUGGGCGCCGAGAUUGGUUGGUUCUAUCCCGAUAUCAACAUCAAUGGAGACGAUUCCGGAGAAGCCACGAGGCACGGUGGACAGCUCAAUGAGGAUGGAGUGCUCGAGACGAUUAACUACCAUCCUUCAACGAUCCCUGGCUAUCAUUUACCUCAUCUGUGGCUUGAAAGAGAGCAGACGGAGGGCCCAGAGACGAAUAACGGGUGUAAAACAACCCGCAUUUCCACGCGAGAUCUUGUACGUUACGAUGGCUUCGUGCUUCUCACAUCCCAGCCUGAGCUCUGGCAGGCGGCGUUGGCGACCGAAGGUGGCCUUGAUAUAGGCGGCUUAGUUCACGUUGUGGGUAUUUCAUCUGGUCCCAGCCACGAGGAGAUCAAAAAAUCCUCACAGGAUAAGAUCAUGUCUGAUGCUCAUUCCACUGAUGUCUGGAAUGACUUGGAUGGGAAAUGGCCUUCCCUCAGUGGUUUACAGCCUUCUGGAGCCGUGCUAGUUCGACCUGAUGGUAUUGUCGCUUGGAGGACGCUGGAGUUCGAUGAGGGAAAGCAUGGUGCGCCUGGCUUCUUGAGGAAAGUUGUUUUAAGGAGUUUGUUGCUUGAUGGAGCAGAUACACCUGGGGAAGAAUAG